Phytophthora infestans T30-4 is the source of this 1044-nucleotide messenger RNA. RefSeq names its product Drug/Metabolite Transporter (DMT) Superfamily. The record is from RefSeq and is a predicted model, not a curated record. The transcript is spliced from 3 exons. The coding region runs from base 1 to 1044 and encodes 347 amino acids. Lineage: Eukaryota; Oomycota; Peronosporomycetes; Peronosporales; Peronosporaceae.
AUGCACAACUAUCCAACGUUCCUCAACCUGCUCACCACAUUCAUCUACAUCCCCAUCAGUUUCGCAUACAUCCUGCCAAUGAUCAAGUACGGUAGUGCCAUCACGUGGGACCAGCGCAGCAUCCCAAAACGCAAGUUCGCUGUCAUGGGAGGACUUGACUCGGUCGCCGGCAUCCUGCAAGUUUUUGCAGCCACCUACCUAGGCGGAUCACUCAUAAUUUUGCUUGGACAAGCUGCGAUUCCUAUCUCGAUGCUUAUUUCCAGUCUGCUGCUCAAGGCCAAGUAUUCAAAGUAUCAAUAUGUAGGUGCAGUGGUUGUGACCCUGGGUCUGUUGAUCGUGUUGGGUUAUGGUGGCUCGAGUGGCAGCACGGGCACAGAUCCACACCUCAUGGUGCUAUGGUCUGUUGUCAUGAUCUUCAGCUGCGUCCCCAUGUGCUUGUCCAGCGUUUACAAAGAGAAGGCGCUUGGGGAGGCGGAGUUAGAUGCGGUUUUCCUGAAUGGCUGGAUUGCUGUGUUCCAGUUCUUGUUCUCAAUUCCGCUGACAUUUCCCGCUGCGAUGGUCGGAGAUCACCCAGUCACCCCUCGCGAACUUCCGGAAAACCUGCACGACGGUCUGAUGUGCUACUUGGGACAGAAUACCAUCACUGAGGGUGCGCACAAAGAUGACUGCGAGAAGGCGACCGUCUACGUGACGGCCUAUCUGCUGUUUAACGUGGCCUAUAAUCUGUUGAUUAUCCUGAUCCUCAAGUUUGGCAGCGCCAACAUCCUCUGGCUAGCCAUGACCAUUAUGGUUCCACUCGGCAACGUCGCGUUCACGUUUCCGUUCAUGCCGGAGCACCAGCCGCUGCACGCAAAGGACAUCGCAGGUUUGCUGUUCAUCAUGAUGGGGCUGUUCGUUUACCGCUUCCUGGAGGAAUUGAUGGAGUCCUGGAACAAUCGUAAGCCUAUUUACCCCGGCGAAAAGAGCCCAGCAACAGAUGAACUGAAGCGUGCGCUCAUCAGCAGCGACAGUGACAACAGCGACGAUUUGGACAGAGCGGUGUAA